Molecule: messenger RNA, 1416 nt
Organism: Wallemia ichthyophaga EXF-994
Lineage: Eukaryota; Fungi; Basidiomycota; Wallemiomycetes; Wallemiales; Wallemiaceae
Product: Protein sip5
Exons: 2
Coding region: 1-1416 (471 amino acids)
Cellular component (GO): cytoplasm
Source: RefSeq, a predicted model, not a curated record
AUGGGCAAUACUACAUCAUCAAAUAAUAAUCGUGAAAAGUCAGCUGAGCACGUUGAUGGCGGUACAGUGUACCCGCAUCCUGAUUCCGUCUACUUCAACACGCAGCAAGAUUGGGAUAAGGUUAUCGUGCGUGACUUGAUCUUGCAGCGUAAACUAGCCCCGUUCUACAAGGGAUUGAACGACUACAACGACGAUAUGUCUGAUAUCGAUAUUCUUCAGCAAAAGUACAAUGGUAGCCUACCGCCCAACUCUCCGCACGUUUCCCCUCAAUCUCAGGUAAAAACGCCGAGGAGAUCAGCUUCAUCUUCAUCCACGAAUCUUAAGAAGCCGACAAUUAAUCCCGAGACUUUCAUCUACAAGAAUGCCCAGGAAUGUCCCAUUUGCUUCCUUUUCUACCCCUCAAACCAGAACCGUAGCAGAUGCUGCGAUCAGCCACUGUGUAGUGACUGCUUUGUCCAGAUUAAGAGGUCUGAGCCUUCAACCACUCACCUCGAAUCUGAGCCUGCCGCAUGUCCUUACUGCGCGCAGGACAACUUCGGUAUCACGUAUUCCCCUCCACAGUGGCGUACCGGCAACGGUGCUAGUCCUUCUCUCGAGUCCAACCUCGAUAAUCUCGUUAAUGAGAGCUCUGCGCAAACUCAAAGGCCUCGCAGAAAAUCCAUCAGCGCUGAUAGCUCCGACGUGGUCACUAGUGACGCCAUUCGCCCAGAAUGGAAAGCUAAACUGGAGUCAGUGCGUGCGCAAGCCGCUCGUCGCGCUAACAGAAGAAUCAUCAUGCGUCAAGUCGGCGAUAGACUGGUGCCCAUUGGGGUGACAUCAUCCAGACAUCCCCUCGCAAACUCUCAACUUCCACCAGGUCUGUUCCUCUCCUCAGAAGGCGAUGUCCAGUCGAGCCCCCACCAAGCUAAUCCAGAACAAGGGACGCAGAGAGUGCGCAGUCGCUCCGGUAGGAGAGCGGUUGAUAACUUGGUCAACAGUCUCGGAAACGGUGCUGACUUGGAGGAUGCAAUGAUCUUGGAGGCUAUGAGACUUAGUUUGCUAGAAGAGGAGGAGAGAGGUAGGCGUCGUGAGGAGGAGGAGAUUCACGAGAGACAGGCACUCGAAAGAAGUUCCUCACAAGUGGACAUUACAUCGGCAGAUAAUCAACAUACCCACGAACCGAUCCAGACACCAACAGCAGCACACACUGUGCAUGAAGCACCACCAAUUGCACCACCAACUGACACCCUGCCUGAGAGAACAACAUCGAUCCACAACAACAACAACAAUGGCGAUCAUUCCAGUCCUGAAGACAAGAAUUCACAACAGAGCCGGCCUUGGAGUGAUUCAGUUGAUGGGGAGGGAGUGGUUUCGGAAUUUGGGGUUGAAACAGCUGCAGAUACAGCAGUACCGGCAGGCAGCCGCCCACAGGAAUAA